AUGGUGAACCCUGAGCUUCCUGCAGAGGUUACUGAUUUAUUAGCCAGCCCGGUUGAGUUAAUUAAAUGGCUUGAACAACAAGAUGCGGAACUGGGAAGAAGAUAUGCAAUCCUCCUCUUUGAGCAACUUCUCCAGGAUGCGGCUCAGCCUAAAUCAGUGUCCGGGCAGGCCUGUCUGAGACUUUGUGGACUUGUCGAGCAGUCUUCCGGGUCCAAGUCUGAUAGUCUACGGAUAUGGGCCUUCUCACAAGACGUGACGCUGAAGCUGUUCAACUUUUACAUUGAGUGGAAUGAGUCGGACACCCAUAGGUCCAUGAAACUGGUGCUCGACCUCGUUGCUCGGUGCAUUCUCAAGAGCCCAGAUCGAGAUGCCGCAUUGGAGACCAAGAGACAUAUUUUGGAUAAUCUCGUUUCGAUAGUCAUUGGUCGCUCCACUAAACCUGUUGCAAAGUCUGCGAUUAAGACGCUGGAUCAUUUCCUGUCCAAAGGAGUAUUUAACCUGUGCGACAUUCGCCCGGCCUAUGUGGCAUAUCGGACAGAUCUACAAACACAAAAUGAAGUGAAAGUAUGGCGAACCUUGACUGCGGAACUAUUUCACUGGAUGCGGCUGCAGUUCGUUCGUCCCACCGCGGGCAAGUUGAUUGUCUCUCUAUACCGUCUCUGGAGACAAAGGAGUGAUGCAGGGGCAACUCUUAGCAUCGAAACAUGGCAUCAAUGGCUGCUUGAUUUUUUGGCUGAGGAACCGACGCUUCUGGAUUCUAUCAAGAAUUAUAUCUUUUUACCUUUGUUCAAAGCUGACAGGACAGAAGCCCUGGCGUUCCUUGGACGUAUGAAUGAGGACCAGGCAGUCUCUGGAGCGAGUGGGAUGAGCCUGGAUGUUCCUGCGCUGCUUCAAUUGGCGGCACUGGAGACUGGGAAGAAAGUUGGCCUCGUUGAGGAACCCGCCCUCGGCGGCUCCAACGACCAUGCAGAGCACAAAUCGUCUAUAACGCUUCACGAAACGGUUUUGGAGAGCGUGUUGGCGCAUCCCUCUCAUGAAGUUCGGUGUCUGGCAUUAUCCUUACUUGUUACAUCACCUUCCACUACACGACCUUACUCCCCCGUGGCUUUUGAUCUCCUGAGAAGGUACCUGGGGGCCUUCUUUGCCGAUCCAGAUGCCAAGUUCAGAGUUGAUGUCGCGUCCAAGACUCGCGACAUGUUCAGGAGAGUUCGUGGUGCUAUUCACGUGCUGAAGCGUAGUAUACCACGAGCGCGAGCCAAGGCGCAGAAAGCGGACGCUCCUCUUCCAUUUGGCAAGGACGCCGCGUCGCAGCCUAUGCUAUACCAAUCAAACCUGAUAUCCUUACCCGAGGUUCAAUUAACCAACUGUCUUGGCUACCACGUCGAGUUUCUUCAUUGGUACCUUGGGUUUCUCUGCCAGGAACUAAGCCCAACAGCCUCGUACCAGAGACACAUUGCAGCGCUAAAGGCAUUCAUGUACAUAAUACGCUUGGAAGGGCAUGCGAGUAAAAAUUGGGAGACGGCUGACGACCAGGAACUCUUCUUCAAUUGUCUGGAUGCCAAGUGGGCGCGAGCGUUGUUCGAUUUGGUCAUGAAUCCCUUCGAAGACGUCAGAGAUUUGUCGGCGACCGCUCUGGCGAGAUGCUACGCCGACGGUCGAUAUCGCCGACUUACUCUCACGGGAUUAGAAACCACAAAAGUACCCGUCCAGGAAGUCGCCGAAUUGUCGCAACGGGCUAGUGAACUUGCUCGUCGGACAGCCAGAGCCGAUCAUUCUGAUGGCGCCUCGAAAUCAUCGCAACUGCUUUACAGAUUUCUUGGCUCUGAUGACGAAAGAAUAAGGCUACUAGCAGCUAUGGCCAGUGAGUUGAAGCGCAAGGUUUCCAUGGCGGAGGAGGAUCUCGGACAAGCCGUCGUCGAUGCACCUCUUCACGGAGACUUUGCAUCACUAUGCCACACCUGGCAGGUUGUUUCUGACACCAAACUCUCCGAAUAUGAAUUGCGCGAGACGAACAACAUCCAGCUAGACAUUGUAUCGUGCUGUGAGCGGGCAUGGGGAGCAGUUCAAGAUGUUCUGUGCGAUGACUCUCCUGAAGGACAUUUACCCCAGGAACUCGAGGAGGUAGAUGGACUGGAUACCAAGGAUCUCUUGAGUUAUAGUUUCCGUGCUGUUCACGAGUCAAGUAAUCUGAUGCGCACCAUUAUCCUCUCAAUACGAAAUAGGUCCCGAGAUGGCCUGAUAGUCCCUUCAAAGGAGGUUUUCGAGCAAAUCGGGAACCUGACUUUUAGGCAACUAGCAAGUUUACGACAUAGAGGCGCAUUCACCACGGUUUCGGCUACUUUUGCCACUUGUUGCCAGCAGACGAAAUAUCUGCAAUUGGAAGAGGAUGAGAAACCUCUGUUGGAUAGUUGGUACGAGGGAACCCUAGACGCAAUCUACUCACAAGCAUCGACGACGCGCCGAUCCGCAGGGAUUCCAUCAAUCAUCACUGGAAUCCUGGCGGCUAACGCCCCUCGCCCUAGUUUCGCGCAAGUCAUGGACACGCUCAUGGCCAUUGCAGCCAAGGAAGCCAAGGUCUCGCAAGCCGAUGGAUCCAAGCUCCCUCAGGUUCACGCAUACAACUGCCUCAAAGACAUUUUCAAAAACUCCCUCAUUACGGCGCAGGGAAACAAGUCCGAGUCCUACUUGCCCCAGUGUCUGGAACUUGCGGCCAGCGGACUACGAUCCGGGGUAUGGGCCAUCCGGAACUGUGGCCUCAUAUUUCUGCGAAGCCUUAUUGACAACCUGUUCGGAACCCAUGAAAGCAAGGCUGUGAUUGAAGCUGGGUGGGACGGCAAGGCAAACCGGAUUCAUUACCACAGAUACCCCAACCUGCCUGGCGUGCUCAAAAACCUCCUUCAAUCUGGGCGCAGGAUCCUGUCUGAGCCGUCUGCUUCUGGCACCGUAGCUGCAGAGUCUGUAUUUCCUGCCCUCGACAUUAUCCGUAGAGCCGGGCCUCCUGAUCUGCUCCGGGACGAAAUUCAAGUUGAUGUGGCAGCAUAUUUGUCCAGCCCUGUGUGGCAUGUUCGCGACAUGGCAGCGCGUACGCUUUGCUCUUGUCUUCUGCAUGAAAAGUGGCUGGCGGUAAUCAGAGGCAUAUUCGAUGCCGCAAUGGCCAGCGAAUCGAGGAAUAAGCCCAACCAUGUUCACGGAAUAUUCCUGACUUUGAAGUUUGUCACCGAGAGGCUAAACGAAGUUGCUCAUGAACGACUGCUUGCUGAUCUUCCCGAGCUUCGCUCCUUUCUUAUCCGGACCAAGGUAGACACACUCUUCCCGGACUGUCCCGACAUCACCGCCACAUAUCUUGAAGUCGUGAACAUGAUUUGGUUCUUGGAAGCGACAAGCCGGCACCCACUCUCCUCAUUCAGUAUCACCAUGCCCAGAAUGAGAGGAUCUGUUUUGCUCAAAAUCCAAAAGGCCAUUUACGAUGUGUGCGCCCUAUCCACACUCGACGAUCCCAUGUCACAACUCCAGUCCCUUCUUCAAAGUCGAGAAAUCGGCCUCGGCGGGCUGGUCGCCGCUCUCGAAACCAUCCCCAAAGUAUGGGAUCCGUCGUCAUGUUCACAGGAUACUCUGGCCUCGUUAUCGCUUCUAUACGUCAACGUGUGUCUAGAAACCAACCACUCAGAAGCCCAAGUACUCGCCCUCGAAAGUCUAGCCGACAUCAUCGACAAGCUCCUCAAGAACAAGGGCUCCAACAAGAUCCCCAAAGCCGCCUUGGUCAAUUUAUGGCUGAGCCUACCCGCUCGUCCGAUGAGCCCGGCUCUGUCAAACGCGGCCAUAAGAGCGAGCGGCUCAAUAACCGCAGCUCUCAUCCACCCUGAGAAAUCUACACCCAUUAGCAUCCAUUCCUGGGGCCGCAUCAUGGCCGACGCCGCUCUAGACAACAAGACAUUCGACACUCGCUUCGCAGCCGCCUCAUCCCUCGCCUCCUUCUUCGCCGCCUCACGGCCGAGAGGUCCGGAAUUUCUCCCCGCUCUUCUCGCCCUCUACGACCUCCUGAACGACGACGACGACGAAGUCCGCGACAUGGCCUCCUUGGCCGCAAACUCCGUCAUCGGCGCCGCCCUGGUCCCUAUCGAAGCAGCGAACCGCCUUCUGCAACGCCUCACCAAGCAGUUCGGCGCCGCUCCCGAGUUCCGAGCAAUCGUGGCAGACCGUCUAGUCGGAUACUUUGGCGUGCAGGCUACGAAGCUGGAGAGUUGGGAGCCAGCAGCGGUCGAGCUGGCGCGGGCUCUUGAAUUCGAUGACUCGCUCUUCGUAGUGGAGGAGCACAAUCUGUUCAUCGACGAGGUGCGCGAGACGCAGCGGUGGGCCGAGGUCUUCGAGACACUCGAAUGGGAUGAAAAGGACGAGCACUUGGGCAAGCUGGUGCGCUGGGUCGAAGAAGGCGUUGCGCACGUGGGCAAACUUGCCGACCUGGAGGACGGGCCCUUGGGCUGGGCCUCGAAUCCGGCCGUGUUUGCCAUUUGCCAUCGUUUGAUCCGGUGCUCUGUGGCGCUGGGCAGGAAAGUCGAGCGCGCAGAACUGGAACAUGCCGUGGCGUCGGCAAAGGGGGCCCUGCGAUCGAGCAGCACGCGGGUAUCCAAGUUACUGACAGAAGCGUGGACAGACAUGCACAUCUAG
Metarhizium album ARSEF 1941 is the source of this 4665-nucleotide messenger RNA. Its product is annotated as HEAT repeat protein. Gene Ontology annotation, biological process: tRNA methylation. Bases 1 to 4665 code for a protein of 1554 amino acids. The transcript is spliced from 7 exons. The record is from RefSeq and is a predicted model, not a curated record. Gene Ontology annotation, cellular component: cytosol. NCBI's taxonomy places the organism in Eukaryota, Fungi, Ascomycota, Sordariomycetes, Hypocreales, Clavicipitaceae.